AACAAAAAACCCAGCCAAGCCGACAGCCUUCCCUUGAAAAACCGGUAGGAAGCUUGGAUAUUUCUCCUUCUUUUCUUGUUCUAGGAUUGAAAUUGAACCCAGAAAUCCCCCCCUCCCUCUGCAGAAAUCCGGAUCUACUCUGCUCUGUCCGUCCAGUUGCUGCUCUUGUUUGUGGGUGCAAAUUCCUUUGAUUUUUCUGUUUCCGUGAGUUCCCUUCACUUCCCGCCGGCUUCUCCCCAAACUGCAGCUCCAGUUUUGCUUGCUGGAUUUAUGUUUCCGUGAGUUCCCUUCACUUCCCGCCGGCUUCUCCCCAAACUGCAGCUCCAGUUUUGCUUGCUGGAUUUAUGGUAUAUGACAGCCCCCUUUGAGCCUAAAAUCAUCCAUUAGUUGUUGAAUUAUCCAUGUAGUGGCUGCCCCUGUGAUGUCCGAAAUUCUAUUGAAAAAUGGGGAUGAACUUUGACAGUAAUUAGACCAUGAUUUAGCUUAAUUCAUGUAGAAAUUUUGUUUAUUUGGACUACUGUGAGAUUUUGGAGUGAAAUCUCGUGAGAUUAGCUAUGGUUUUGCCAAUUAUGGAAGUGCAGUUACUGUUCAUGGUGUGAUUACCGUUCACGGUACUGUUUAUGGGUACUGUUUACGUGUACUGUUCAUGAACUGAUGACCAACAAUUAACCGGGAUUAAAUGAUUAGUUUGUAAUAUAAGAACAAAUUUGAAGAUGUCUGGUCAUGUGAAGACUGAUAAAAAUAGCAUCGUAAUUAGAGUUGAAGAUUGGGAACUCGAUUACGGGCCUCAAAGAUUCAAGUACAAAGAUCUGUAUGUGGCCACAAAUGGGUUCAAGGACAAAGGGUUACUGGGUUCCGGUGGAUUUGGUAAGGUUUAUAGAGGAACAUUACCCACCUCCAAAUUGGAGAUUGCCGUCAAAAAGGUCUCUGGUGAAUCAAGACAGGGAAUGAAGGAAUUCGUGGCGGAAAUUGUUAGCAUCGGUCGUCUCCGUCACCGGAAUUUAGUACAACUCCUGGGGUUUUGCCGGAGGAAAGGGGAGUUGCUCUUGGUCUAACGGAAGUCUGGACAAGUACCUCUAUGGCCAGCCGAAGGUCACUCUGAAUUGGAGACAGAGGUUUAGUGUCAUCAGGGGCGUAGCCUCGGGGCUACUCUAUUUGCACGAAGAAUGGGAACAAGUUGUGAUUCAUAGAGAUGUAAAGGCCAGCAAUGUUCUCUUAGACAGUGAAUUGAACGGAAGAUUAGGAGAUUUCGGAUUGGCGAGAUUGUAUGGUCAUGGAAUGGAUCCACAGACAACACAUGUGGUGGGUACUCUGGGGUACCUAGCGCCGGAGCACACCCGAACAAGGAAGGCCACAACCAGCACCGAUCUGUUUGCUUUUGGUGCCUUUUUGCUAGAAGUUGCCUGUGGAAGAAGGCCGAUUGAGCCACAAGGUGAAACAGGGGAUUUGAUGCUGGUUGAUCUGGUGUUUUCGUUUUGGCAAAGAGGGGAGAUUCUUGAGAUCAGAGAUCCAAAAUUAGGGACGGAUUUUGUAGCAAAGGAGGUGGAGUUGGUAUUGAAGCUGGGUUUACUCUGUUCGCAUUCAGACCCCACAGCCAGGCCAAGCAUGCGCCAAGUGGUGCAAUACUUAGAAGGGGAUGUUCCUUUAUCGGACUUAUCAGCACUAGGCCUGACUGCCAGUGGCCUAACGUUUGCCCAUGGUGAAGGUUUUGAUGACUUUGUCACGUCCUAUCCGUCUUCCAUGGAUAAGGCACACACGCAUUCCUCUUCAAUUGCAGAAUCCCUCCUUUCAGGAGGUCGAUGAAUCUGGAAACUUUUGUAUUUUAUUUGUGUUUUGUACGGAAUAUUUUGUUUGUGUUUUUCUCUAUAUGGUUAUUACCAGAAAUGUUAAAUUAGCUUCUCUCAUUGUGCAAACAGGUAAAGAUAUAUGCUGUUGUUUUUUUUCUUUGAAUUAAGACCAUUAGUGAUG
Rubroshorea leprosula is the source of this 1968-nucleotide messenger RNA. The record is from the annotation of a GenBank genome assembly. NCBI's taxonomy places the organism in Eukaryota, Viridiplantae, Streptophyta, Magnoliopsida, Malvales, Dipterocarpaceae.